This is a messenger RNA of Coregonus clupeaformis (lake whitefish), 2650 nucleotides long. It is a transcript of the gene lonrf4, whose product is annotated as LON peptidase N-terminal domain and ring finger 1. Bases 648 to 2450 code for a protein of 600 amino acids. The transcript is spliced from 11 exons. The record is from RefSeq and is a predicted model, not a curated record. Lineage: Eukaryota; Metazoa; Chordata; Actinopteri; Salmoniformes; Salmonidae. Gene Ontology annotation, molecular function: protein binding.
UCGAGCUCCAUCCAUACAAUGCGUAACAGGGCGAUAAGAUGACAUCUCCCGGCUGUGUUUUUACAGUAGAGCCGAAAAAUUCGAGGAAUCGUUGUUAAAAUUCUGACCCAAUAUUGGUCUAGUGUUGAUGGAGUUCAGAAUUUGAAGACAACCAGACGAGAAACGAUUGGACUUUCUAUUCAUCAAGUUUACAGGAAAGAGAAGACGUUACGUGGUGUUGUUCCAAACCAAAUACUUUAUGCUUGAUGAUGGAAAACGCCUGUGAAUGAAUCGGAAGGGUUUACACUAUUAGGGCUUCAUGGUUAGAUCUUGGGUUCAGAGAGCCUUUGUUAACUGGAUCAGAAAGAGGCCAGUAGUCAGUUCAUGUGAAUCGGAGAGGAGUGUCUGUCGUUGUUUAGAUGGUGAUUAGAUAGACAGGAAGGAUAGAUGGGGACUAAUAAGAAGCGUACGUUACUUAACCAUAAGCAGCGCACAUUACUUAACCCAACCACUGAAACCAUGUCGCAUGUGACUGACUGGGAAGCGUCCGCGUCGAUAAUCGUAUAACCUAAGAGAGAAAGCAUCUAGGGAGCGGGGCCUCUCAACUCACCCCUGGCCGGAGAGAGCAAGGACCGGCUGAGGUGACAUAACCCCGCCACUGUGCCACUAUGGAUCUACUUGAGUGCCCAAUCUGCCUGUUCCUCAUGUGUGAACCGGCCACCAUGUCCUGUGGUCACUCGUUCUGCCGGAGCUGCCUGGGAAACUACUUGCCAUCCAGGUGCCCAGCCUGCAAGGAAAGAUUUAAACAGAGAGACGCCAAAAACAUCAAGAACAACAUCCUGAUCUUCAGUGUCAUUGAGAAGUGCUGCCCAGAAGAGACGAGGAUGAAGUGCCAUAUUCUGGAGAAACUCAAAACCAGCGAGUUCACAGAAGCUUUACGCAUCGCGGAUGAAGGGAUACAACUAGCUCCUGGUGAUGUAAGUCUGAAGGUGUGGAGAGCGGAAGCCAAUAUGGGACUGAGACUGUUCUCUGAUGCCCUGAGGGACUUUGAAGACCUCUGCUCCGUUCGCCCCAACUGGACAGAGGGUUUCUUUCGUAAAGGUAAAGUGUUACUGGAGAUGGGCCGUCAGUCUGAAGCCCUGAUCCAGUUCCACCGCUGUCUCAAACUACAGGCCGACUUCACUCCUGCCAAGAGCCAGAUUAAAAAGAUCCUGGAGGAGGAGGGCAUGUCAGUGCCAGAGGAGGUGCCCCAGAUCCUCCAGGUGGUCUCGGAGUACCUCCGAGACCCCUGCCCCCCCAUCACAAGCCUCUUCCCCGCAGGACCCACACAAAGCCACACACACGCCGAAAGCCUCCGAUUCCCUCAGGAGGAGGGGGCAGACGGGGACAGGAGAGGAGACUCGGAGACCGGGUCAAAGGUGAAACAUGGUACCAGUACAGAGUGCUGUCUCAGUCUCUGUCAGGCCGUGUCCUUCCUCCCUUCAGCCGAGGAUGAUGAGGAGAUGAUGAUGAGGAAGGAGGAGCGGCACAGCAGGGGAGGCUGCAGUCUGGACAGAAAAUACUCUCUGAGUGUCCUCACUGUGUCUGACUUUGAAUGUCCCCUCUGUAUCAGGUUGUUCUAUGAGCCAGUGACCACUCCCUGUGGACACACCUUCUGUAGGACCUGCCUCGAGAGAAGCCUGGACCACAACCUCCGCUGCCCCCUCUGCAAACAGCCACUACAGGAGUACUUUAAGAACAGGAAGUACAACCCCACAGUGCUUCUGCAGGAGAUCAUGUCCCGCCUCUUCCCCCUGCAGCUGGCUGAGAGGAAGCAGGUCCACGAGACUGAGAUGGCCGAACUCUCCAAUCUAACUAAGGACAUCCCUAUCUUUGUGUGUACGGUGGCGUACCCGGGCGUGCCCUGUCCUCUCCACAUCUUCGAGCCUCGCUACCGCCUUAUGAUGAGACGAUGCAUGGAGACAGGCACCAAGAAGUUUGGCAUGUGCAGCUACGAACAUGGAAAAGGAUUUGCAGACUAUGGCUGUAUGCUGGAGAUUCAUAGCCUAGAGGUGUUGCCUGAUGGUCGCUCCUAUGUGGACUGUGUGGGAGGAAGUCGCUUCAGGGUCCUGAAGAGAGGACAGAGAGAUGGAUACCAAACCGCUGAUAUAGAGUACAUGGAGGACCACAAGGCUGAGGGGUCAGAGUUCGAGCUGUUGCAGAGCCUCCAUGACAGUGUGUAUGAGCAGGCCCAGGACUGGUACACACGCCUCACCACACGCAUCAGAGAACAGAUCAGCAGACAGUAUGGAACCAUGCCUGACAAGGACGACAACAUACAGGCCUCCAACAAUGGUCCAGCGUGGUGUUGGUGGUUGUUGUCAGUUCUCCAGCUGGACCCUGCCUACCAGACCACUGUCCUGUCUCUGCCCUCCCUCAAGGACCGCCUGGGACACCUGCGCAUCGUUCUGGAGUACUUCUCCCAGAGCUAGAGAAGAGGAGGAGUAUGAAGGAGAUCGAGGGAUACAGCUAUACUGGUGUUUCUGAUGCCUAUCCAGUACCCUACACAGAGAGGAGAGUCUCUACAGACUGGAUAAUGUGAACCAUACAAAAUACAGACAGUACAGGCACACACACACACUAAUAUAUCACACACACACACACACACACACUAAUAUAUCACACACACACA